GUGGACAGCAAUGCCGAGGCAAUUCAUCUGUAAAGCAGAAACUGGGAUGCUGGCUCUAACAGCUGUAGCAAUACAGGACCAUAUCACAAGAAGCAUUUCUGUUCGAAACAUCCCCUGCAACCUCCUUGCGUCAGAUGUUUCCUGUCAAGCUGCCUUUGGAGCUGCCCAUGGUAGUAGGAGGCACAAGAAACAAAGCACAAGGCAGAGAGUCAAAGAUGCUGAGCAGACACAGGAGCAAGAGGAACAUGAGUAUGUGUUGGAUCCUGCCCCUCCACCUCUGACUCUCGCUCAGAGGAUGGGUCUGGUGGCAGCUCCCUCAAGAAGACUAACAGCAGAGGAGUGGGCUGAGGUUAAAGCCAGGUCCAUCCAGGAGGGAGAUUCGACCCUGCCUUGUGUGAUCUGCAGGGAGGAGUUUCGUCUGCAACCUCAGGUCCUACUCUCCUGUUCCCAUGUAUUUCACAAAGUAUGCCUGAGGUCCUUUGAAAACUUCUCGGGCAGGAAGAGCUGCCCCAUGUGCAGGAAGGAACAGUACGAGACAAGAGUGAUCUAUGAUGGUGCUCGGCUCUAUCGGGAAAAAUGUGCUAUCAGAAUACAAGCUUUCUGGCGAGGCAGCCUUGUUCGCAAAUGGUACAGGAACAUAAGGAAACACGUGCCUCCAAAAGACCAGAAAUUAAGACGAAGAUUCUUUGAGAAAAAGUUUCAGGAGAUUAGCGACAGCUUGGUGCAGUCAUGCAGCAUAGAUGUAGAUGCAUUCCUGAAUGAUAUUGAUCACUCUGUGGCCAUGAGCCGCAAUAUCCUACGCCGCUUUGACAACGAGUACAAGAGUGUUUCUGAAAUGGAGGAAAAGGACUGGCUGGAGGCUCAAGAGAAGGCUGUCCAGCGAGGCGUUCAGGACUGCCCCAUUUGCCUGAACUCCUUGAACACACACAAUCACAUGUCUAAGGAUGGCAGAAAUGUCCUAUUAUUGUCCUGUUCCCAUCUCUUCCAUGAACCCUGUCUGCAGGCCUUUGAGCUUUUCUGCCAAGAGGUGAAACCCACAUGUCCUCUCUGCCGGUCUCGCUACACCAAAAUGCUUGUUUAGAAUUCAUGCUCAGUACAUUUAUGAAAUAGACCAAAUAUUCUGGUAUGCAUUUAUGAGAUAAAAUUUCUCCCGGUGAAAGUAUGAAUUUGUGUUAAAUUUUCACUGUGAAGCGGAUCCAAUACAGGACUGAUAAAGUUUUACUAAGUAUAUCAUAUAAUUUAAUGUAAGUACAAAGUAAAUAAUGCUAACAAGCUGGCAGAAAAAGAAUAAGAACCACAGGGUCAAAAGUCACAAACUUUAUUGUAAACUGAAAAAGAAUAAAAAGAAAAUGAAAGACAAUUUGAACAUCUUCACAAACACCACAAACAAUGCAAUUACGUAAACACACCAAAUGGGUAAAGUGAACAUUCUCUAAGUACAUCCACACAUGUAUAAGAAGAAACAAGCAAGAACAGAAUUAAGAAAAAGUAGCUUUCCCUUGUAGCUGAAGUUCCUCCUAUAGAGUAAUAUGAGACUGAUCACGGCACAGUAUGGACAUUUAGCCUAUAAUGAACAAGAACAAGUGGUUUUGGUGUGUAGGUAUUGUAGGCCGCGUUCUGUUUGCCAGUUGAAGAAUGUGGCCGAUUUAUCAAAAUACGACACAGCACUGCUAUGUAUUUUAUUCAUUUGUGGCUCUUGUAAGGAGAAUCUGUCCUACAGAAGAUGAGCUUUCAGAAGAGAAGAUUCAAGAUAAGAGAUAAAUUUGAACUGAAUUACAGAAUAAGGAAUGAACAAUUUUCUUUCACAGUUAAAUCUAGAACAUCUCUGCUAAUGCCUCUAUUUUGAGAAAACUAACACACCAAUUGACACCAGCCCUUGUGCUGUAUAAAAUGUAAAACCAGGUGUGAAGUCUGGCACAGAAACAUUCCCCAAAAAGUCAAUUUAUUUAAAGCAAAGGAGUGGAAUUUUGAAUUUGUCCACAGAGAGUAUUGAUGGUUACUAAUGACACAGGUUGUUCUGGAAUUACAAGUGACAAUAAAAUUGGAUUUGCACUGUAAAAAACAACAACAAUAAAAAAAAAGGCUCACUUCAAUGACACAAUUAUUGACAAUACAAUUUUUCCCCCAGAAAUGUUUUCUUACAAAAUAUUGUUUGUGCAAAUCAACUGGAAGAAAAUACAUAUUUUACAUGUAACUUCUUUAAUUUAUGACAAUAAUAAUAAUAAUAAAAAAUGCAUCAUAUUGAACCAUAGAACCCACUGAAGUUUUUCACUUUUUAAUGACCUUUUCAUAAGCUUUGAAUUCAUUGUUCCUCAUGUCAAUCCUUUA
Xyrauchen texanus (razorback sucker) is the source of this 2328-nucleotide messenger RNA. It is a transcript of the gene rnf32, whose product is annotated as ring finger protein 32. The record is from RefSeq and is a predicted model, not a curated record. Gene Ontology annotation, molecular function: protein binding. NCBI's taxonomy places the organism in Eukaryota, Metazoa, Chordata, Actinopteri, Cypriniformes, Catostomidae. Bases 11 to 1081 code for a protein of 356 amino acids. The transcript is spliced from 8 exons.